GAAGCUCAUGAAGCGGCGCCUUCGAUAUCUGCUUACGGUUUGAUCUGAGAGUUACAUCCUGUGGGGUGCCAUAUGUCUUACUCUUUAUGUGCAUGGGAGUAAUCUAAUGCUGAAGUGAUAUCGGUGCCAAGAAGGUGGUGGAUAUUUUGCAGAUGCAAAGAACACUUAUUUAGUUGAUCAGCUGCUGAAGGAGGUCAAUUGUUGAUGUCACUGGGAAAAACCAUUCCAUGCUCUCUCUCUAAAAGCUUCUUCUUGACCUGCAAUGUUUAGCUGCUCUAUCUAAGAUAUCAUCAAGUAAAGCUCAAGAAUUGCAUAUAAAAAUGUCACAGGAUGAUUGGAUUAAGCCAAGGAAUACAUAGCUGUAGUAGAAUUAUACUUGUUGUAGAUACAGUAGUUGUCUUUUCUUCAUGAACUCAGAUGAGAUUGUAGCAGUGACUUCAGCCAAGUUAAUUGGACUAUGGAUUGGGUUACUGUCCAUCUCUUGGAUUUGCAACUGAACCUGUCCCACCAGAGUGCUGCCGGUGGAUUAUGUGCAGUGGUGAUAGACAUCAAAAGUCGAUUUCCUGGUCUAUAAAUAUCAGUCCACCAUGGUUCUUCAUAUCUCAUCAGCACUUACUGCCUCUGCACUCCGCCCCUUGCUCUGUUUCUGCUUUCACAACACUUAUCCAGAGAUGGAGAAUGCUUCUGGCUUGCAGCGCCAGCUUGCUAGCAUGAAGAAGGACCUCUUUGAUCAGGGGUACUUGGAUGAACAAUUUGAUCAGCUAGAGGAGUUGCAGGAUGAAUCCAGCCCUAAUUUUGUGGAAGAAGUUGUCACAUUGUUCUUCAGGGAUUCAUCCAGAUUGAUGGCCAACAUUGACGACGCCCUCCAGCGGUGCCCUCGAGAUUUCCAUAGGCUGGACAACUUCUUGCACCGAUUGAAGGGCAGUGCUUCCAGCAUCGGUGCUGCAAAGAUGAAGAACGAGUGCACCAGUUUCAGAGAAUUCUGCAGUGAAGAAAACCUUGACGGAUGCCUGAGAUCGUUUCAGAAGGUGAAGAAUGACCACACCAUCUUGAGGCAGAAGCUGGAAAACUACUUGCAGGUUGCAUUCGAGCCAAACCCUUUACCUUUACGUGUCCUGAGUUCCGUCUCCUCAAACUCGUUGAGUAGCUCUCACUUGUGUUGUGGCAGUUGCUGAGGCAAGUUGGCCCCGUCGACAAAGCAUCUCGCUCUGGUAGCUGAGAAGACCGGAGAGGACGUCGCCCACCAACCCUUGCGCCAAUGUGAGCGAGCGUUCCCAUUGAAGUGACUAUAUAUAUAUAUAUAUAUAUAUAUCCUCUCAAGUCAAGUCUCUAUUACUUAUAUGAAGUGACUUUUUACACCUUUUCGAAUAACAAGCAAAGAAAAAAAAAAAGAUUUUCUUCGA
Messenger RNA from Musa acuminata AAA Group (dessert banana), 1403 nucleotides. RefSeq names its product pseudo histidine-containing phosphotransfer protein 2-like. Gene Ontology annotation, cellular component: nucleus; cytoplasm. NCBI's taxonomy places the organism in Eukaryota, Viridiplantae, Streptophyta, Magnoliopsida, Zingiberales, Musaceae. Bases 588 to 1175 code for a protein of 195 amino acids. The transcript has 5 exons. Gene Ontology annotation, biological process: cytokinin-activated signaling pathway; phosphorylation; phosphorelay signal transduction system. Gene Ontology annotation, molecular function: histidine phosphotransfer kinase activity; protein histidine kinase binding. The record is from RefSeq and is a predicted model, not a curated record.